CCACCCGUCCUCCAGACCUCCACUCUCCACCACCGCCGAGCCUGAGAGCGGAGUGGAGUGGCACUUGGAGGUGCUCCCUCUCUUCGCAUGUCAACGCAGACAAAAAGAGCAGCGCCUCCCCACCAAGUUCCCUCCUGCCCAUCGCCUUCGCCGGCGCUCGGAUAUAAAACCGAGCUGCCGCGCACUCCUCUCCGUCGGCUGGAAGACGAAGAAGCGCGGCAAGAACAGCGCGCGGCCGGCCUCGAGAGAUCUUGUAGCUUGUGUCGCCAAAUGGAGCUCACCAGGAAGAUGCCGAUGGCGCCACCGGCCAACGGCAGGAAGCGCAAGUGUCCGCCCUCCGGCCUGGGGGACCUCCACGACGACAUGCUGGAGCGCAUCCUCGCGCGCCUCCCGCCGGCCAGCUUCUUCCGCCUUCGCGCCGUCUCCCGCCGGUGGCGCGCUGCAGCCGCGUCCCCCACCUUCCUCGACGCCUGUUCUCGGGUCCCCUCCCGGGACCCGUGGUUCCUCAUGCUCUCCGAGUCCGACCGGCCCAGCACGGCCGUCGCCUUCGACGCCGCCGACUGCAGCUGGAACCACUGCCGCGCCGCGCCGAGGUCCAUGCCCGUGGCCGCGUCCGGCGGCCUCGUCCUCUACCGCGCACCGGCCACGGGCGGCCUCACAGUCGCCAACCCGCUCACCGGCGCGUCCCGCGAGCUCCCCCCGCCGCCGCAGGGCGGGGAAGAGCUGCAUGCCAUUGCCAUGUACGGCGCUCCCUACCGCGUGGCCCUCUUCACGGGUGAACUCCCGGACCUGUCUAUGGCGGUGUUCGACUCGUCCAAGAACUCGUGGGAGGGCCCCGUGCUGCUUGCCCGGAAGUCCGAGGACUCGUCCCCGGACGCGUCAGCGCAGGGCGGCGGAGGCGGCGACGACACGGUCUACUUCCUGAGCAAGUCCGGCGACGUGGUGGCCACCAACAUGCAGCGCAGCGCGUCGAAGCAGUACUCCUCAGUGGUCGUCCCGUCGUCGGAGCGCGGCGAGGUCGUGGCCUACUUCCUCAGCCACUCGGGCAACGUCGUCGCCUGCGACACGGGUUGCCGCACGUUCGCGGAGCUACCCCGGAUCCUACCCGUGUACUUCGAGUACUCCAUCGACGUCGUGGCAUGCGACGGCGCUGCGUACGCCGUCGUGCUCUCGGAGUACCUCGACACGGCGAGCCUGCGGGUGUGGGAGUUCGCCGACGGCGCGUGGCGGCAGGUGGCCGCCAUGCCGCCCGCCAUGUCGCACGGGUUCUGCGGCACGAAGGCCGACAUCAACUGCGUCGGGCACGGCGACCGCGUCAUGGUCUGCGUGAGCUCCGGUGAGGCCAACGGGUGCUUCAUGUGCGACGUGAGCAGCAACCAAUGGGAGGAGCUGCCCAAGUACAUCAAUGGCGACGGCGAGGCCAACGAGUUCUUGGCCGCCUUCUCCUUCGAGCCGAGAGUGGAGAUCACCGUCUGAGUCUGUCAAUGUGUCACUGUCGUCUUGAGGAGCGUAGUUUUGGUUUUGCUCCUUGAUUGUGUGGUUGAUUUGUUUUUCUUAGAUCAAAUUUCAGAUUUGUUUUCUAAAGUAUAGUAGUAUCUAUGAAUUGAAGUCUUCUUUAAAGUUCUUGUACUGCCAAUUCGUGUUCUUUGAAAGUUCUUGGAUUUUGUGUCCAGUACGAAGUACAAUGGCAAUAUCAUGCGAGCUGAAAUUGUAUGCCAUUGUGAAAGCAAAUACAGUGCUGCGAACCUUCUGAUCAGAGCAAAAGUAAAAGAAGGUUUUAUCUAAUCAAAAGUUAGAAGAAAAAUUGCAUCAGGA
Molecule: messenger RNA, 1815 nt
Organism: Phragmites australis (common reed)
Lineage: Eukaryota; Viridiplantae; Streptophyta; Magnoliopsida; Poales; Poaceae
Product: F-box only protein 13-like
Exons: 2
Coding region: 88-1476 (462 amino acids)
Molecular function (GO): protein binding
Source: RefSeq, a predicted model, not a curated record